CUGUCUGACCAAAAAAAACGUGCGCGUGCUGCAUUUCGUUGUAAUAUUUAUUUUAAUUAUUUCCCAAAUUUCUGUUCGCUGUCAGACAAUAUUCAAAUCUCAACGAAAUGUGGCCGCGUUUUGGCAUUAAAAUUGGUAACAGCACAAUGUGCAUUGCUUACGUAAGAUCCGACGGCAAGGCAGAAGUUAUUGCUAACAAGCAGGGCGACCGCGUCUCGCAGGCAUGUUUGCUGUGGAACGGCGACUCGGAGACCGAGUGCGGCCUGACGGCCAAACAAAAGAUGGCCACACGACCCAAGCAGGCGGUGGCGCACAGUUUCCAGCUGCUGCAGCCAGAGGCAGAGCUCAGCGAGGACAAGCUGGCCAAUGCGCUGAAGGAAGUGCCCUGUGAAUAUGACAAGGAGGCCUUUGUGUUUCGCAUGGAACACACAGUGCCAGCGGAUCGAGAUGAUCAGGACGAUACGAUAGUCACAAAAGAGAUGAGCGCAUUUGAGGUCACCGUCGAGCUGCUGCGCGCCGAACUGGAACUGGCGCGACAAUAUCACACGGAUACCGAACAUUCGCCCAUUGCGGUGCUCUCCAUACCCAGCUACUAUCCGGCACAGUCUUUCAAGCUGCUCUCAGAUGCUGCCAAGGCGGCUGGUUUUCAUGUGGCACAAAUAAUUGCGGAGCCCACAGCUGCUGUUUUGUGUUAUAAAAUUGGCGAGGAGCAGACAGAGCCGGAACGGGAGCGUCAGCACGUGCUGACCAUCAAAUGCGGCGGACUGUAUAGCGAUUUCGCCCUGUAUGCCGUGCAGAAUGGCUACUUCAUUGAGCUGGCCACCUUUGGACCUUUUCCCAUUGGCGGCCGCCAGUUCACCGAGGCGCUGGUGCAGUUCAUCUGCGAGGAGUUCAAGCGCAAGUACAAACUGGAUCCGCACGAGUCACGUCGUUCGCUGGCCAAAAUACGCACCGCUGCGGCCAAUUGCAAACAUAUACUGACAACGCUGCCGUCCACGCAGCUGUACAUAGAUUCGCUAAUGGAUGGCGUGGAUUUCAAUGCGCAAAUGUCGCGGGCACGCUUCGAGAGCCUCAUCCAGCCGGUGAUCAAUGGAUUUAUGCAGCAGCUUGGCGAGUGCGUGGAACGCGCACAGCAGGAGCACCCAGAGCUGAAGCGCAUCGAUGAUAUUGUGCUGCUGGGCGCCACCAUGCAAAUACCAAAACUGCAAGCGGCUGUGGCGGCACGCUAUCCGGAUGCCAAGCUGCACAACAGUCACUCGACGGACGAGGUUGUGGCCAUUGGCUGUGCGCGUCAGGCUGUGUUUCUGCUCGAUCCACUGCAGGCACAGCUGCAAAAGGCCGACGACUGUGUGCUGGUCGAGGAUGAUUUGUACAUUUGGCAUGGCAACGAUGAGACCAAUGCAAAACUGGUGCUAAGCAAAGGCAGCAUAUUGCCGGCCAAGAUCAAAGUCUCGCUGCCGCAGUCUGGUGAGGGCGAUGCCAUUGAUGCCCUGGCCUCGUUCAAGCUACGCGCCGGGCAGAGCGAAAUAAUGGCGCAUCUGCCAGAUACGACGCCAACCAUAGACGACGGACUGUUUCAGCUGGAGGUGGAAGUGGAUUGGGAUGACAAAGAUGGUAAUAUAGUGCCAUUGGUGCGACUGCGUUGCAUGUGAACUCAAUCAUUUAGUCUAUUUAUUGUUGGUAGCCUAAUACUUAUAAUACGACGAGUUUAUAAUAAAUUCAAAAGCUUCAAUCAAUUA
Drosophila novamexicana is the source of this 1739-nucleotide messenger RNA. RefSeq names its product heat shock 70 kDa protein 14. Lineage: Eukaryota; Metazoa; Arthropoda; Insecta; Diptera; Drosophilidae. The record is from RefSeq and is a predicted model, not a curated record. Gene Ontology annotation, cellular component: nucleus; cytosol. Gene Ontology annotation, molecular function: ATP binding; ATP-dependent protein folding chaperone. The transcript has a single exon. Gene Ontology annotation, biological process: protein folding. Bases 108 to 1652 code for a protein of 514 amino acids.